UCCCACACGUGGGGUAAACGUUUGAACGAACUGCAUGCUGCAACAGCAACAGACUUAAUCGGGCUUGUGAGAAUAAAUUGAACAUUUUACUAUUAUCUCGCCUUUUCUUCUUUCCCAGACCGCUUGGAAUUAAUUAGUCCUCCGUGAAGCAUUUCGCCGAGAGGGCCGGAAUAUCUUGAAGUCGAGUGAAAAUGACUGAAGCCCUAGUGAACCCCAAGGCCUACCCUCUGGCCGACGCUACUCUCACCAAAACCAUCCUGGAUUUGGUGCAACAAGCUGCAAACUACAAACAGCUCCGAAAAGGUGCUAAUGAAGCUACUAAAACCCUGAACAGAGGCAUUGCAGAGUUUAUCGUGAUGGCUGCUGAUGCUGAACCACUGGAGAUCAUCCUCCACCUACCUUUACUGUGCGAGGACAAGAACGUCCCAUAUGUGUUCGUGCGCUCCAAGCAGGCCUUGGGCCGGGCCUGUGGGGUGUCUCGUCCCGUUAUUGCUACCUCUGUGACCAUAAAGGAAGGCUCUCAGCUCAAGCCACAGAUUCAGUCUGUCCAAACCGCUAUUGAGAGACUGCUCGUGUAAUUCCUUUUUCCUGUGGAUGAUGACCACGUCUCUUCUGGAAUAAAGAGACAAUACCAAAAUAGACCUUAAGUUAAAUACAGCAUAUGGCUUGGCAUGAUGGUCUUUUAUGUUGGUGAAUCAGGUUUUUACUUUGUGUUUCAUUUUGUAGUUUUACUGUUUGAUUCACAAUAAACAUUUU
Periophthalmus magnuspinnatus is the source of this 756-nucleotide messenger RNA. RefSeq names its product SNU13 homolog, small nuclear ribonucleoprotein b (U4/U6.U5) (gene snu13b). The record is from RefSeq and is a predicted model, not a curated record. Bases 192 to 578 code for a protein of 128 amino acids. Gene Ontology annotation, molecular function: RNA binding. Gene Ontology annotation, cellular component: small-subunit processome; U4/U6 x U5 tri-snRNP complex; precatalytic spliceosome. Lineage: Eukaryota; Metazoa; Chordata; Actinopteri; Gobiiformes; Gobiidae. Gene Ontology annotation, biological process: maturation of SSU-rRNA; ribosome biogenesis; mRNA splicing, via spliceosome. The transcript is spliced from 3 exons.